GGUGCGGUCCACGUGUUGUCCGCCUAUUGUCCGCAUUUGGGCGCAAAUCUCGGUGUCGGCGGACAUGUGGUGACUGAGUCAGAGUCGGGCGACGACUGUAUUCAGUGUCCAUUCCAUGGCUGGAUGUUUGGCGGACGGGACGGACAGUGCAAAUCCAUACCUAAUCUUGAGAAGAGUGAAUUAAAACCAUUGAACGCAAGGGUUAAGUGUUGGCCAGUGAUCGAGAAAAACGAGAUGAUAUACGUGUGGUAUCACAGCGGCGAUCAGGAGCCCGACCACUACCCACCAGACCUGUCCGUCAAAUACAACAAUCCCAAACUUACCCUAUUGUCCACAAUUAACUAUAAUAUCUACACUACCCCCCAGCAAGUGAUCGAAAACCUUUUGGACACUGAACAUCUACAAUACGUUCACACUGUAAUUAUUCCUGGUAUUGUGAGCCUCAAAUACUAUACGUCAGGGGAGGGCACUUGGGAUAAACCACUGACAAUACGGGCAGAUAUAUUGGUGUUUGGCAUAUAUGUGUGUAGAAUACAGUACGACUACCGGGCGGUCACACCGGCGUACGGCGAGUACGAGUACAGUAGUGUAGGCGCGCCGGGCGUUACGCCACUAGUGAUGAUACUAUCGGGCGUUUGUUUGGGACCCGAAAAAUCGCUUAUCAAUACCCGAUUAUUAGGCACACCUACGCUAUGGACUCGGAUUUUUGUCUGGCUGUUUCACUAUUUGUUUUACCUUCAGCCAAAGCCCAAACCUGGCAGUAAGAGUACGUACGCCAACACGUGGUAUAUUAUAAUGGAUUCCCGAGAUUUGGCCACAAAUAGUGUUAAAGCGUUUGAAUUAUGCGAACAACAAUUGGUGGCAUUCAGGGGUCCGUCGGGUGCGGUCCACGUCUUGUCCGCCUAUUGUCCGCAUUUGGGCGCAAAUCUCGGUGUCGGCGGACAUGUGGUGACUGAGUCAGAGUCGGGCGACGACUGUAUUCAGUGUCCAUUCCAUGGCUGGAGGUUUGGCGGAGACGGACAGUGCAAACGCAUACCCAAUCUUGAGAAGAGUGAAUUAAAACCAUUGAACGCAAGGGUUAAGUGUUGGCCAGUGAUGGAGAAAAACGAGAUGAUAUACAUGUGGUAUCACAGCAGCGAUCAGGAGCCCGACCACUUCCUACCAGACCUGUCCGUCAAAUACAACAAUCCCAAACUUACCCUAUUGUCUACAUUUAACUAUAACAUCUACAAUAUAUUUCAGCAAGUAAUCGAGAACCUGUUGGACACGGAGCACUUUGAAUACGUUCAUACCGUCGUUUUUUCGGGCAUUAUUAGCGCCAAAUACUAUACGUCAGGGGAGGGCACUGAGGAUAACCCGUUGCACAUACGGGUAGAUCUGUUGGUGUUUGGCGUACGCUUCACUUACAUCGAGUAUGAUUACCGGGCGCUCACACCGGCGUACGGAGAGUUGAUGUUCACCAGUGUUGGCCUACCGGGCGUUACGCAACUCGUGAUGACACUAUCGGGCGUUACUUUGGGACCCGACAACGUGCUCAUGACUACCCGAUUAUUAGGCACACCUACCCUAUGGAUGAGGAUCGCUGUCUGGCUGUUUCACCGUUUGUUUCGCUCUCAGGCAUUGGAGGACAAAGUCAUCUGGGACAACCUUGUGUGCCCGCAAACACCCGUAUUAACCAAGCACGAUCGCAAGAUAGUCCACCUUCGUAGACUGCUUCAAAAGUUUUACGAUUAA
Medioppia subpectinata is the source of this 1734-nucleotide messenger RNA. Lineage: Eukaryota; Metazoa; Arthropoda; Arachnida; Sarcoptiformes; Oppiidae. The record is from the annotation of a GenBank genome assembly.